AUGUACGUGCUCUUCCAGACAGCAUGCGACACGGCAAAUCUUCCAUUACUCCCGCCGUACCUCUCCGGUGUGUUGAUGACAUUCUCGGCGUAUCACCUUAUCUAUUUGUCCAUCGGACCGUGGCUUUCAACGUUCUUCUUUCCGAAAGUAUACCCUCAUCUGCGUGGCGAGAAGAAAUUGGACUGGAACGAGAAUGUCGUGUCCCUCAUUCAAGCGGUUGUGAUAUGUGUUUUGGCAACUCCAGUCGUCCUGUUUGACGCGGAGAGACAACGCAGGACUUGGCAGGAGAGGGUCUGGAGUCAGACGGAGCCCGCUGCGAUUGUCCUCAGUGUGGCAAACGGCUAUUUCUACUGGCAUUUGAUCAUGAUGAUUCGACAUCGAAAGGUGUUUGGCUGGGCAAUGGUUGCUCAUGCCCUGGCCGUUUCAUUCCUGAUGACCAAUUGCUAUAGACCGGCUUUCAUGAGCUAUGCACCAGCAUCCUUCCUGUACGAGAUCUCCACCGUUUUUCUGGACGUACAGUCGACUUUACGCUCGCUGAAGAUGGAGGGCACGAUGAUCCAGAUCGUCAAUGGGAUGGCACUGUUUGUUUCAUUCUUUCUCUUGAGGAUCGUCUACGCCACGUAUCUCCAGACAUGGUUCUACAUGGACCUCUGGGCGGCCUUGACCGCGAGUGACGACAAUAUCCCCGUGGGUUCGGCGAGGAUUCCGAUUUGGCUGUUGGUGAGCUACGCCCUGGCGGCGAUGACGCUGCAAGGGCUGAACUACCUCUGGUUCUACAAGAUCAGCAGGGCUGUCUACCGUAAGGUGUUUGUGGGAAAGAUGGCCAAGGAAUGA
Cladophialophora psammophila CBS 110553 is the source of this 834-nucleotide messenger RNA. RefSeq lists its product as uncharacterized. The transcript has 2 exons. The record is from RefSeq and is a predicted model, not a curated record. Gene Ontology annotation, cellular component: endoplasmic reticulum; membrane. Lineage: Eukaryota; Fungi; Ascomycota; Eurotiomycetes; Chaetothyriales; Herpotrichiellaceae. The coding region runs from base 1 to 834 and encodes 277 amino acids. Gene Ontology annotation, biological process: lipid homeostasis.